ACGUGUUAGUGAGACACAUAUGUAUGUGAUAUGUCAAACGGUGACGUUGGACAACUGAAUUUUGAAGGUUAUCAAACGUUAGAGGUGUUUGAAUUUUAAAAUUGAUUAAAAUCAAGCAAAACAGAACAUCUUGUCGAUGCGGUUGAUCACCGUCUCGAUCGCCGUUUCUUUUUACUUUCCCGAGACGUUGUGUCCCAUCGUGACGGUGAACUACCGUGUAAAUAUUUAAAAAUUUUAGAGCAAAACUUAAGGUUAGGUAUAAUUUAAAGUAAUACAAUGGCUUUAGGUACAAUAUUGCAGAAAGCCAUAGACCUGGUUACCAAAGCCACUGAAGAGGAUCGUAACAAAAAUUAUGAGGAAGCACUUAGAUUGUACGAACAUGCUGUUGAAUAUUUCUUGCAUUCUAUUAAAUAUGAAGCACAAGGAGAUAGGGCAAAGGAAAGCAUAAGAGCAAAAUGUACACAAUACUUGGAAAGAGCUGAAAAAUUAAAAGCAUAUUUAAAGAAAAGUGUAAAAAAACCUGUGAAAGCAGGCAUAGAUAAUUCUAAAACAGAAGAUAAGAAGAGUGAUAGUGGAGACAGUGAUACAGAUAGUGAUCCAGAGAAAAAGAAACUUCAAAGUAAAUUGGAGGGUGCGAUAAUUAUUGAAAAACCAGAUGUCAAGUGGAGUGAUGUUGCUGGACUUGAUGGAGCCAAGGAAGCUUUAAAGGAAGCUGUUAUCUUACCAAUACGUUUUCCUCACCUCUUUACCGGAAAACGGAUCCCAUGGAAGGGUAUCUUAUUAUUUGGGCCACCAGGUACUGGUAAAUCUUACCUAGCAAAAGCUGUAGCAACAGAAGCCAAUAAUUCAACAUUCUUUUCUGUAUCAUCCUCUGACUUAGUAAGCAAAUGGCUUGGAGAAUCUGAGAAACUUGUAAAAAAUUUAUUUGAAUUAGCCCGCCAACACAAGCCCAGUAUCAUAUUUAUCGAUGAGAUAGAUUCACUUUGCUCGUCACGUUCUGACAACGAAUCAGAAUCUGCGAGAAGGAUAAAAACGGAAUUCUUGGUUCAAAUGCAAGGUGUCGGAUCAGACAAUGAUGGUAUACUGGUACUGGGAGCUACUAAUAUACCAUGGGUACUGGAUGCCGCCAUUAGAAGAAGAUUUGAAAAAAGGAUUUACAUUCCCUUACCCGAUGAACAAGCUCGUGUUAUAAUGUUCAAACUUCACUUAGGAAGUACUUCUCAUUGCCUAACAGAGGAAAACUUUAAGAAAUUAGCAGCUGCUACCGAUGGAUAUUCAGGAGCUGAUAUAAGUAUUAUUGUGCGAGAUGCGCUUAUGCAACCAGUUAGACAAGUUCAAACUGCAACGCAUUUUAAACGUGUAAGGGGACCGUCACCGAAAGAUCCUUCUAUUAUCGUGGAUGAUUUAUUGACACCAUGCUCACCGGGAGAUCCUGCUGCUUUUGAAAUGAACUGGAUGGAAGUUGAAGGUGACAAAUUGUACGAACCACCCCUAACUAUGAAAGAUAUGUUGAAAUCAUUAGCGACUACCCGUCCCACAGUGAAUGAAGAAGAUAUGACCAAGUUAGAGAAAUUUAAAGAAGAUUUUGGUCAAGAAGGUUGAUACUCACAGUUUUUUAAGGAAGUCACUAUACACUUCCAAAAGUAUACUUUGAUUAUACAUGCACUUGCCUUAUAUCUUCUUUAAUUACCGACAUUGCUAUACACAGUGUUUAAACAGUUUAAACAAAAACAUCUAAAUUCAAGUUUCUAUUUACAUUCUUUUUCUUUUUUCUUCUUUGUUUUGUUUCCCUUCAACAAUCAGUAUGCAGUAACAGUGACGACAUUUUAAGCUUGAUGCUUAUUUAUAAACACCGUUUUAUCAGAGCUAAUAUAAAAAUCACAGAAUGAACAAUAUAAAUAUAUUUUGAGAUAAAAAUUUGUUAGAUUUUAGUCGGCGAAAAAAAGCAAUAGACUGUUUUUUAUUCAGAAGUGCGAGGAAAAGUCGAUGUGCGGUCCGUAAUGUGUAAUGUAUAGUGAAUUCGCCGCGUUUUUAACUUAUAAUUACGGCUAUACUUGUACCUAACAAAUU
This is a messenger RNA of Habropoda laboriosa, 2070 nucleotides long. RefSeq names its product vacuolar protein sorting-associated protein 4B (gene Vps4). The transcript has 6 exons. Gene Ontology annotation, molecular function: ATP binding; ATP hydrolysis activity. Lineage: Eukaryota; Metazoa; Arthropoda; Insecta; Hymenoptera; Apidae. The record is from RefSeq and is a predicted model, not a curated record. Bases 277 to 1602 code for a protein of 441 amino acids. Gene Ontology annotation, biological process: vacuole organization; endosomal transport.